CAAUACAUCGCGUCACUUCCUUGGCAACGAAGAGUGCGUCUCAGUCGAGGACAACGACCGAGGAACACAUUCUUGACGGACGAUUCCAAUGGACACACGUACAUAUACAGAUUCUGAACCUGCACAACCGUUUCUCAGUGACGUAACAGAAAAACCCUCUGAAUCUGACCAUAUUUUCUCCAGUGAUGCAAAAGAAAAUCCACCUGAACCUGGGCAACCUUUCCUCAAUGAUGUAACAGAUAACCCAUCUGAACCUGGGCAACCUUUCCUCAAUGAUGUAACACAGAACCUACCUGAACCUGGGCAAACCUUCCUUAAUGUUGUAACAGAGAACCUACCUGAACCUGGGCAACCUUUCCUCAAUGAUAUAACAGAGAACCUACCUGAACCUGAGCAACCUUUCCUCAAUGACGUAACAGAGAACACUUCUGAACCUUUUCACCUGCCUUCUGAGUUCCAGACAUGUCCUCCUCUGGAUUUUUUACAUCUUUGUGUAUUUCCCACACUACUCCCAGGCCUUGAGGCUUUGCUACGAGAGGCACAAAAUCAACAAUGCUUCAAAAAGAGAAGAACAAAGUUCAACGCCCAUGAUUUUUUAACUGAAUGGCUUUACAAUAAAAACCCUAGACGUUUUAAUGCAGCAUAUAUAAACUUUGAAGAAAUUCCUUUUGUGAAAUCCUGGCUGCUAAUACACCCCCGUCCCCCUAUUCCCUUGUCGUUGUUGCUGUCGGAUGAUUCUGCUGCCACUCUUAUUCAGGCUUUCUGGAGGGGGUAUAAGGCACGCUGUGACCCAGAAGUGCAGGAGUUAAGACAAUGGCAAAAAGAGCUUCGAGAUGAAAGUGGCGACAUUAAGGAUAGAAUAAAAGAAUUUUGGGCCAUGCAGGAGUUAAAAGUUGGGAAAGUAGUUCCUAAAGAGAGAGAAGAUUCUGAAGACUUGGUUGAGGAAGAAGUUGGUAAAGAGAUAAAAGAUUCUGAAGACUUGGUUGAGGAAGAAGUUGGUAAAGAGAUAAAAGAUUCUGAAGACUUGGUUGAGAAAGAAGUUGGUAAAGCGAUAGAAGAUUCUGAAGACCUGGGAGAGCCGAACAGAUCUGCUAUGAAAGAAGUUGGUAGAGAGAUAGAAGAUUCUGAAGACAUGGGGGAGCCAAACCGAUCUGUUGAGAAAGAAAUUGAUAAAGAAAUAGAAGAUUCAGAAGACAUGGGGGAGCCAAACAGAUCGGUCUGUCACCAAGGCUUCAGAAAGUGCCACUGCUGAGGAAAACAUCCCGCAUUGUUCCUGUUCCAAAGAUGGCAGACUAAUGACUACAGACCAGUGGCUCUCAUCACAUCGAAGACCUUUGAUAGACUCGUCUUGGACUACACAAAUCCUCUUGUGGUAGACCACCUUGACCCACUGCAUCUUGCCAAUCAAACAAAGAUUGGAGUGGAGAAUGCAAUUAUCUAUCUGCUCCACAAGGCUUAUUCACACCUGGACAAAGCUGCCAGCA
Molecule: messenger RNA, 1484 nt
Organism: Polypterus senegalus (gray bichir)
Lineage: Eukaryota; Metazoa; Chordata; Cladistia; Polypteriformes; Polypteridae
Gene: iqck
Product: IQ motif containing K
Exons: 14
Coding region: 89-1252 (387 amino acids)
Molecular function (GO): protein binding
Source: RefSeq, a predicted model, not a curated record